AAGUGCAAUACAAUCUACAAGUUCCUAGUUCUCCUUUCCAGUUCCCUUCACCAAAUAUAUUUCUCAGUCAUCUAGUUCUGUGCUCAUAGACUGUAGAGAUCAAAAAAAAAGUGAGAGAGGUAAAGGGAGGUAGUGGAGUGUUUUUGUUCUGGAAAAGAAAGGCGUUCUCCUGCUCCAGGAUGUUGCCUUUAAAGUUGAAAAAGUGGGUUUCCUGCAGAGGAAAUAGUUACGAAAUAGACAAGGCCGAGUGAAGGAGCCGUGUACCCUUCAGUGCGGACACUGUGCACAGGUCACCCAGACGUGGAUGGAACGGAGCUGUCUGGAAGGACCGACAUUCUUUUCAUGGAAGCUGAGUAUGGAUGUUGAAGACUUCUAACAAUUUCAGGUUCACAAUUGAAAAGUCGUUGUUUUGUUUCGUACUUUGAGUGAAUUGGACAUUUUGUGACAUGCACCUGUUGACCUUCUAGGUCAUGGAACGUUGUCUUCAGAAUUAUGUUUGAGCUCUCGGUUAUCUUUGAUGGUCAUGUAGCCGACAGUGACGUGUUGCUGACAUGUAGUUGUUAGAUCUCAAGCAGGAGAGCAUUCUUACACCUGUGUGGAACUCAUCUUGACCCAGAGUCUUCACAUGUGCAUCAAACAGUGGACACACCUGUGGUGCUACUCCUUGUGUUCUCUCUGCAGUUUUUGAGGGUUCCCCUCCUGCGUUAGAGACAAUGUCCCAAAACUACAGCUGCAACCUCCCCCUGGACACUGAUACUAAUGGUCUCACCUACAUCUACAGCUUUGCAUUUUCACUGGGUCUGCCGUCCAACCUGCUCUCUCUCUGGGGGCUGUACCAACUGGGCCGCUCUGGCGGGGGUGGCUGCCAGCUGGUCUACAUCCUCAACCUCUUGCUCUCCGACCUCCUCCAGCUGCUCACCCUGCCUCUCUGGAUCCUCUACCUGCAGGGGGGCCACAGCUGGCCCUACGGCCAGCCCGCCUGCGAGUUCGUGGGCUACAUAUUCUACGUGAACGUGUACGCCAGCGUGGUUUUCCUGUGCCUCAUCGCGCUCGACCGCUGCCUGGCCAUCGUCCAUCCCCUGAGCAGUCGUGGCGUGCGGACGGUGAGGGUGGCGGCAGCCUCGGGGGUGGUGGUCUGGACACUAACCUUCCUGUUCUGUCUGAUUGGGCUCCUGAACACGGUGUUUGAUGCCAAGAGAAAGCUGUGUCUGGAGCAGUACCCUAUCACCCCCAGCUACACUUCCGCCCGAAUCCGUGUGACCCUACAACGCUCACCCUCCGUCUCGGACCACGAACGCAACAAGAUCGUGGGCAUCCUCAUCCUCAUCACCAUUAACUUCAUCGUGAUAUUUGGACCAUACCACCUUGUAGGGGGAUACAGGUUUGUGUCCCUGCUCCUGACCGAGAAACCCUGCCAACUGGAACGGUCCAUUUUCCUGACCUACCGGCUGUGCUAUGGCCUGACCAGCCUCAAUACCCUUCUAGACCCCCUGUUCUACAUCUUCCUGUGCCACGAUGCCCGGCUCGAGCUACGCAGGUCUCUACCCUGCCUGGGACGUCGGCACAGAGCGUCCAAGGAGGUGCCUCUCAGCGCCAGAGGUCACCAUGACCAGAGUAUCAGCGUUUAGGAUAAACAGACCCGAGGGGACUAGACUUACUGUGCUGGCCUUGUUCCCUGGUCUUUGAGAGAAUGAGUCUGGCCAUUGUGUUUGCUGUUCUCUGUGGAUGCAUUCAGCUGCUCUCAAAGGGGGAAGGGGGGGGGGGACCUCAGUUCGAGGAACUGACUCAAUUUUCCAGCUUGACCGAGGAACAAUGGGUUUUGAGAAAGAAACGUAGCAAUUGUGCCACCCCAUGGGAGAAAUUUUGCUGGCUGGGAUCUGCAAUGGCAGUCUUAGGGGGAGAAUAUUCUGAAUGUGAACAUACACGAUACAACUUGUUCUGCAGCCAGAAGACUUUGUGAACAUUGAUGGAGAUCAAACACAAUAUAUGAACACUCUACAGUUAUAUCCUGUGGCACCCUUGCAAAGAUGUACUGUAGUCAUGAAGCUGAGUCAUGUGAAGGGAAGGAUUACGUAGAGUAUAAUAUGUCGUUUUUUCAAGUUUUAUUUUCCAUUUAAUAAUUUGCAUUAGCUUUGACAUUUAAAAGCAUAUAAAGCAUUUUACAACAAAAAUAAAUGUAUUGAUACAUAUUGCAUUAUA
Molecule: messenger RNA, 2199 nt
Organism: Osmerus eperlanus (European smelt)
Lineage: Eukaryota; Metazoa; Chordata; Actinopteri; Osmeriformes; Osmeridae
Product: G-protein coupled receptor 4
Exons: 2
Coding region: 714-1628 (304 amino acids)
Biological process (GO): G protein-coupled receptor signaling pathway
Cellular component (GO): membrane
Molecular function (GO): G protein-coupled receptor activity
Source: RefSeq, a predicted model, not a curated record